UCUCCAUCCUUGUUGACGACUGCAAAGUGAAGAGGGAGGGGGGAGACUUGUGUUUUUGGCGGGUUCUGCAGAGCUGGUGUAGUUGGAGCUUGAAUUCGAACAUAAGAUAGUUAAAACAGAAUUUAGCUCUGCUUUUCCCGAAGUGCUUUUAACAGAGGAGACAGGUUUGCAAAAUGGGCAAGAAGGUGAAGAAGAAACUAGAGGACGUCUCCUCAGAUGACGAGGAGGAGUAUGUGGUGGAAAGAGUGCUGGAUCGCAGGGUGGUGAGGGGCCGUGUGGAGUUUCUUCUGAAGUGGAAAGGCUUCUCUGAGGCUGAUAAUACUUGGGAGCCAGAGAAGAAUCUCGACUGCCCAGAACUGAUUGGGGAGUUUCUGAAAACCUGCAGCAAGGGCAAGGAAAAUGGCGCUGGUUCUCAGGACAGACUGGACGGUGGCAAGCGCAAGUCUGCCAUCAUCAACGGCAAUGAGGAGCUCAGAACCAAGAAGAGAAAAGAGGAUGAGGAUUGUGUGCGGGGUUUUGACCGUGGGCUGGAACCGGAGAAGAUCAUUGGAGCCACGGACUCCUGUGGGGAACUGAUGUUCCUGAUGAAAUGGAAGGACUCAGAUGAGGCUGAUCUGGUCCUGGCCAAGGAGGCCAACGUCAAGUGUCCUCAAAUCGUCAUUGCCUUCUACGAGGAGCGUCUGACAUGGCACGCCUACCCUGCUGAGGAGGAGGAGAAGAGGGAAGAUUCGCAGGCCAGCUAGGUGCAGGCACACACCUCUGUCACCUGUUCCUGCCUGCCACACACAUAUCAGCAGGGAGCUCCCACCACACACGCCUUCAGGGUUGUGGGUUCAAGGAGAAGGGAGGGGUGAAAGAAGUGAGAGUUGUUCCUUUGGUAAACUCAACUGGCAAACAUGACAUGUAUCCCCAUUCCUUUCUCCUCCAUCCUUAACAGACAUUCUCCAUCCUCUUUCUGAGCCUUCCCUGUCCUUUGUCCUCUUCAAUCCAUGUCAUUUUCUAUCCCUAUAUCCUCCUUUCACUUCUCCUCAUCUCCACCCUCCCCUCUUCUUUCCCUCUUCAGGACCAUCCAUGCUCUGUGUUAUGGACAUAAUGUUUUGGAGAGUAUGUGUCAUUUGUGCAUCCUUUGGCUGUAGACUCACAGGGUAUCAGAUUUCCCAUUCACACCACCAUUCCUACUGUUCUCCCCCACAGCUGAUAGGGAACUCUAUAUCCUAUCUGAUUCCCUCCUACUCCAAAUACCAUCAUCUCCCUAGACCAUUUAACUCUUUACUUCUGAUAUUCAUUCAGUAAUCUGGAAUUAUUCUGUCUACUGGUGUGGAGUGUUGUGAAGCCUGUACAUUGUGUGGUGUGUGUCCGUGUCUGAACACCUCCCUCCUGCUUUCCAUCAUCAGGCACAUGCUGACCCUCCUCUCAAUGGUCCCCAUCCCAGCACCCAUAACCAAUUAAAGCCAGAUUUCUCACACCCCAGUUUCCAAGGGAAAAUCUUAGGAUCAGGAUAGAGGGUGUUGGUUCCCUUCAGUUCAGCAAACACAUCCCUAGAAUUCGCUGCUUUCUCCCUGCUCUCUCAGGAGUCCUGUGACCUCCCACCAUUCCAUCACCAGGGCAGUUCUGUUCAGGAGUUGAGACGAUACUUUAGAUCACCCCAUGUAUAAUUCUUCCUUCAUCCUUCCUUAGAAAUGAAUUGGUGCUUAGAAAGUGGGUCUGUUGUCACUCACAGAAUGCUGAUAUUUCCAAAAUUGUACAGUAACUACUCUUUUCUCUCUGCAUGAGUUGAGGAUUUUAACAUCUAUUGAGACAUGCGGUGUUAAAGGAAACACCCACACCCAGAUCCUCCUCAUGGAUAGACAGAGAGAGAGGGAGAGAUUAUUAUCUUUCUUCCCCUUUUCCUUUUUUCUACAGAAACCAAUCUGUGUUAUUUUGUCAGAUGAAUCAAGAACUUCUUUAUAAUAUGUAACCCUGCCUUGGCUAUCUCUGUUUGAGUUCUGGGAGUACUACUGGUAAUAAUGACAGAUUGAGUAUUUGAUCUAUUGGGUCCGCCAUGCCAUUCAAUCAUCAAUGGUCUACCACUUUGCGAUUGACACAGACACUAACCCCAUCCCCACCACCCCCGUAUUGAUCAGGAUCUCAUCUGUCUGCCUUAAAGCAGGGAGUCAGUUUUCAACAAAUCCUUCAGGUUCAGCACUCUCUGGUUGUAGAGAUUCUUUCUCAACCUGGUUUUAAGUGACCUUCCUUCAUUGUGAGGCCAUGCACUCAAAUGCUCAAAAUCCAAAGCAAACCACAUAAGAUACUGGAGGAACUCAGUAAGUCAGAUGGCAUCCAUGGAUAUGAGUAAACAGGUUAAUACCCUUUAGAGUGGAAGAGGUAAAGGGCUAUUGAGGGAAUCUGUUAAGAGAGGAGAAUGAACAGUGGAAGAAGGGGAAGGAAGAGUGCACCAGAGGGAGGUGAAUUACAAGUGAUGAAAUGGGAAGAGGUAAGAGGGGAGUCUGAAUGGGGAAUGGAAAAAGAGACCAGAAGCUACCAGAAGUUAGACAAAAUGAUAUUCAUGCAGUUAAAUUAA
Messenger RNA from Hypanus sabinus (Atlantic stingray), 2560 nucleotides. RefSeq names its product chromobox protein homolog 5-like. The transcript has 5 exons. Gene Ontology annotation, cellular component: nucleus; pericentric heterochromatin. Gene Ontology annotation, molecular function: chromatin binding. The record is from RefSeq and is a predicted model, not a curated record. Bases 174 to 743 code for a protein of 189 amino acids. Gene Ontology annotation, biological process: negative regulation of transcription by RNA polymerase II; chromatin organization. Lineage: Eukaryota; Metazoa; Chordata; Chondrichthyes; Myliobatiformes; Dasyatidae.